Molecule: messenger RNA, 1060 nt
Organism: Tympanuchus pallidicinctus (lesser prairie-chicken)
Lineage: Eukaryota; Metazoa; Chordata; Aves; Galliformes; Phasianidae
Gene: ALX3
Product: ALX homeobox 3
Exons: 5
Coding region: 1-843 (280 amino acids)
Biological process (GO): regulation of transcription by RNA polymerase II
Molecular function (GO): DNA-binding transcription factor activity, RNA polymerase II-specific; RNA polymerase II transcription regulatory region sequence-specific DNA binding
Source: RefSeq, a predicted model, not a curated record
AUGGGGACCCUCCCCGCCAACCUCCGGACAGGGCAGAGCCCCGCUGCCUGGGGGCCGCCGGCCCGGGCCCCCUCCUCCACGGGAGACCCUUCUACGGGGCUGCAGGUUCCCUCUGUGAGUUCUGCCCCUCAGGGCAUCGAGAAAGGCUGCAAGGCCGAGUGCCACGCAGUGCCCGCUGCCUGCCGCCCCACGGCCAAAGCCCCACUGCUGGCAUCCCCCCCCCUGGGCAGCCCCCUGCUGCCAGAGCCCCCUCCUCUGGGUAGGAGCAAGAGCAAGAAGCGGAGGAACAGGACGACCUUCAGCACCUUUCAGCUGGAGGAGCUGGAAAAGGUCUUCCAGAAGACUCAUUACCCCGACGUGUUUGCCCGCGAGCAGCUGGCGCUGCGCACAGAGCUGACCGAGGCCAGGGUGCAGGUCUGGUUCCAGAACCGAAGGGCCAAGUGGAGGAAACGGGAGCGCUAUGGGAAGAUCCAGGAGGUGAGAACCCCCCCCACCCACUCUGGGGUCUUGGCUCCUUUCUUCCAGCUGCAGAACAACCUGUGGCCGAGCUCUGGCAGCCCUGCAGGGCCCUGCCUCGUGCCCCCCGACAGCGUGCCAUCGCCGUGCGUGUCUCCGUAUCCCCACACUCACAGCAACAUCACCAGCUUCGUGGGCAUCCCUGCCUCUCCCGGCCACCCCCCCGGCAUCAACAGCCUCUACUCCCUGCACGGCCUCACCCCCCCGAGCCUCAGUGCCCCCCAGUUUGAGUCACAACCGUCGGAGAAUGACUACAAACCUCCCACCCUGGUGACGCUGCGGAUGAAAGCCAAGGAGCCGGGCAGCCUGCUGGGCUGGGCCACGUAACCCCUGCAAGGGACACAGCCCCCAAGGCAGCGUGGUGCAUCCCUCCUGCAUCCCAAUAUUGCCGCAGCCCGGCCCUCUGCAUCAGGAAGGAAGGGGGGUGAGGGGAGCAGAGAGCAGCGCAGAGCAGCUGGGAUCUGAUGGAGGGCGCCGUUGGCUUUGCCCAGCAUCUGCACCACGGGGGCGUGGGGAAAUCACCCCCAAAUCCCAUCUGAGGAGC